AUGGCUGCUGUCGCUUGUCCGUUUACUUCGCAUCAAGCACUUCCACAAGAAUGGAUCGAUGCGUCCCCAGCGGUCUCGAGCAACGAAGUUGGUGCAGUAUUAGCGGACUACGAUAUCUUCCGGCAACAAUGCCCUCUUGCGUACACAAAGCAGUACGAUGGCUACUGGCUUAUGACUCGGUAUGAAGAUGUCAAAGCCGCCGCUCUUGACUCCGAGACCUUUAUCUCUUCGGUCAAGGCUGUCAUUCCAUCUGAUCCUCGAGGGCUACGACGGCCACCGUUGAAUUUUGACGCCCCUCGACAUACACCAUACCGGACGGCACUGGACCGGACGCUGAAGCCAGCCAGAAUCCGGAAGUUGGCUCAGAGGCUGGAGAAGCAUGCUGAUGAACUGCUUGCAAUCAUCUUGGAAAGGGACGAUCGUACCGGUGACAUCUGCUCAGACUUUGCAGGUCCCUUUGCUGCUUGGGUCGAGGCAGAAUGGUUGAACCUGACGCCAGACAAAGCUCCACUGCUCGCAAAGACAGCUGCUUCCUGGAUAGACGCAUGGCGCCGAAUGGACCGGGACGCCACCACGUUGCACAGCACCACGUUGUACGGCAUGGCGGAAGAGCUCCUCGAAGAUCGCAGGCAGAAUCCACGAGACCCAGAAGAAGAUCCCGCUAGUAGCUUGCUCCUGGAAAAGGACAGCGAGGGGAAGCCGCUGGAUAAUGUCCACCUGAUAGGCUGCCUACGACAAAGCUUGGUUGUAGGGAUGGUAGCACCCCCACUACUGAUUGGAGGCAUUGUCCACCAUCUUACAAAAGAUCCAGAGCUUCAGAAACAACUCAGAGACAACCCUGACCUGGUACCUGCCGCAGUGGAAGAGUUCGUUCGUCUUUACAGCCCUUAUCGCGGCUUCGCACGAACGGUUUCCAAGGACGUGCACAUGCACGGCCAAACAAUCAAGCCUGGUCAACCACUGUCAUUGACCUACGUUGCUGCGAAUAGGGACCCCGCCAUCUUCGAGCAGCCUCAUAAGUUCAUCAUGAACCGUCCGAAUAUUGCCAUGCAUCUUGGCUUUGGUAGGGGUCGGCAUCGGUGUGCUGGCCAGCCGCUAGCAAGGCUUGCCAUCCAGGUUGCGCUCAAGGCCUUCCUGAAGACGAAGCGAUUUGAAACAUUUGGGUGCAUGCAGUAUGCUCGCAUGCCAGAGUGGGGGAUCAUCAGCUGUCCGAUUAGAUUCGAGGUUUGA
This is a messenger RNA of Baudoinia panamericana UAMH 10762, 1230 nucleotides long. RefSeq lists its product as uncharacterized. The record is from RefSeq and is a predicted model, not a curated record. NCBI's taxonomy places the organism in Eukaryota, Fungi, Ascomycota, Dothideomycetes, Mycosphaerellales, Teratosphaeriaceae. Gene Ontology annotation, molecular function: oxidoreductase activity, acting on paired donors, with incorporation or reduction of molecular oxygen; iron ion binding; heme binding. The transcript is spliced from 3 exons. The coding region runs from base 1 to 1230 and encodes 409 amino acids.